Doryrhamphus excisus (bluestripe pipefish) is the source of this 2850-nucleotide messenger RNA. RefSeq names its product collagen, type VIII, alpha 1a (gene col8a1a). Lineage: Eukaryota; Metazoa; Chordata; Actinopteri; Syngnathiformes; Syngnathidae. The record is from RefSeq and is a predicted model, not a curated record. Gene Ontology annotation, molecular function: protein binding.
AUGAGCACAUAUCCCAGGGUUCCCUCAGAGGGGUCCACCAUCCUGCUGCUUUUUUUUCCCAUCUAUCUCUCUCCCUCUGUCUCUCGCUGAGUCUUACUGCUGUGAUUAUUUCGUCAUAAAACCCGACCCACAAAGGCCUUGGCCAUGCCGUCCCUUCGGCCUGCCCUCCUACUGGCCUUGUUCCAGCUCGUAGUCCUUGUGUAUAUGAGCGACGGGGCAUACUAUGGACACAAGCAGCACCCUCAAGCGUACCAGCAGCAGAUGCAGAUGCAGCAUCUCCAACACAUGGGCAUGGGAAAUGAAGGCUACCCUCAACAGCAGUACCUUGGCAAAGAUGGACCCUACAUGCAGUAUCCCCAUUACAGGAAGGAACUCCCCCAGAUGCCCAUGCAGAAGGGCAAAGAAAAGGCUCGCAAAGGGGGUGGAUAUAAUGGUGGACAAGACAAAGGUCAGACAAUCCCAAGUGGUGCUGAGGGAAUCCCUCAAGGCGAGCCAGGUCCAAUUGGGCCACCUGGACCAGAAGGACCUCCAGGUCCUCCUGGUCCUCAAGGAAAUGGUCAGCCAGGACCCGCAGGGCUACCAGGACCUCCCGGCCUUCCAGGAGCGCCUGGAAUAGGUAAACCAGGGUUGCCAGGUCCACAAGGGAGACCAGGAGGAGUCGGUGAGGUUGGGCCACAAGGACAAAUGGGCCCCAGGGGUGAACUUGGGCCACCUGGACAACCAGGACGUCAGGGGACACCAGGACCACCUGGGCUACCUGGAAUAGGUAAACCGGGUGGACAGGGUUUGCCAGGGCAACCAGGCCCCAAAGGAGAGCCAGGACACAAAGGACUGCCAGGACUUCCAGGAUUACAAGGACCAAAAGGCGAAAAGGGAAUGGGACAGCCAGGACAACCGGGUCACAAGGGUCUGCCAGGACUCCCAGGCCCUGCUGGACCAAGAGGGCUACCUGGUUUUGGAAAACCAGGUUUGAAUGGGAUGCCAGGUCCACAAGGACCUCCAGGAGACAAAGGACAUCCAGGACUAAAAGGACAUCCUGGACCACCAGGUGAGGGAGGACCACCUGGCCCGCCAGGCCUUCCUGGCCAAGGAAAACCAGGUCAGAAUGGUCUUCCAGGACAGCCAGGCAUGCCGGGUGCAAAAGGUCAUCCAGGACCUCCUGGUUUACCAGGAAAGGCAGGACUACCUGGCUUUGGUAAACCAGGCCUCCAAGGACCAAAGGGUGAUAAAGGUAUGAGCGGCCCGCCGGGACUGCUAGGACCAAAGGGAGAUAAAGGCCAUCCAGGAUUGCCUGGUAUGACUGGACCCCCGGGACCAAAUGGACAGCUAGGUCCUCCAGGACCCAAAGGGCCAGCAGGAGGUGUAGGCUUACCAGGUCCAAAAGGAGAAUGUGGAGAAGGAGGUCCUAAAGGGACUGAUGGACUUCAAGGUAACCCUGGUGCUCCUGGAUUACCUGGAACCGAUGGCUUGCCUGGGGAACUUGGAGAGCCAGGGCCAAGAGGUCCACCGGGACCAAAUGGCGCAAAAGGAGACAACGGUCACAAAGGUCUUCCUGGUUUACCUGGACCUGCAGGAGUUCCAGGUCCUAAAGGACAAGGUGGAUUACCUGGUGAAAUGGGACCUCAAGGCCCUAAAGGAAUCCCCGGUAUGGAUGGUGUAGCAGGCCCAAUUGGGCCACCUGGUCUUCCAGGGCCAAAAGGAGAUGGAGGUCUUCCUGGUCCACCCGGCAUUGCAGGUGAAGGCUUUCCAGGUGUUCCCGGUCCUGUUGGACCUCCAGGGAAAGACGGGUCAUCAGGACCCCAAGGAAAGAGUGGGCCACCUGGCCCUCCUGGACCCCCAGGCCCACCAGGAGAACCCGGUAUGUCUCCAGAUCUGGCAGGCGUGCUCUCUCAGAUGGGUCCUGGACUGGAUGGUGCUAAGGCCGGUGGCUAUGACAAAAAGGGCAAAUAUGGAGCAAACGGUGCAGAGGUCAUGGGAGCCAGCGGGCUGGAGAUGCCAGCAUUCACCGCUAUAGCAACCACUCCGUUCCCGCCUGUGAACACUCCAGUGGUUUUUGAGAAGCCUUUGUACAACGGUCGACAAAACUACGACCCCCAAACAGGUAUUUUUACCUGUGAAGUGCCCGGCAUUUAUUACUUUGCCUACCACGUCCAUUGCAAAGGAGCCAAUGUGUGGGUGGCCUUGAUGAGGAACAAUGAGCCGGUCAUGUAUACUUAUGACGAGUACAAAAAGGGCUACCUAGACCAAGCAUCAGGAAGUGCAGUCUUACCUUUGCAGCCAGGGGACACUGUGUACAUUCAGCUGCCCUCAGACCAAGCUGCAGGACUUUAUGCUGGGCAGUACGUGCACUCAUCCUUUUCUGGCUAUCUGCUGUAUCCCCUGUAAGAAAAGACAUUUUGUCAAAAUAGAAAAGGGGGGCACUUUUUUGUGUGACCUGAAAUAUGAUCAGAAAUUACUAAGGUGUCUUUCAGAAUGAAAGUCAACAAUCUGAGGACAGUUUGACCAAUAAGAUAUAAUGCUCUGUAUAUAAAACAGAUUUUAUACCACAGAGCCGCUAAGCCCAUGUGCAAUUUUAGAAAUAAUGUAUGAAAGAAAGACAUCAAAGACCACAUGGAUGAUUUAGGGUGCAUUCACACUUGUUAUGUUUGGUUUGGUAAACAUGAACUCUAUAGUGUAUUUGGUGUGUUAUUACAGUCAAUUUGGCCAAGUGUGAAUGUGAUCAGGCGGUCGAGUGGUUAGUGCUCAGACCUCACAGCUAGGAGACCAGGGUUCAAUUCCACCCUCGGCCAUCUCUGUGUGGAGUUUGCAUGUCCCCCCCCAUGCAUGUAUGGGUUUUCUCCCGGUACUCCA